AUGCAUUUUUACCUCCUCUCUACUUGCAUGCAUCUGGAAAGGCAAUGACCUGCCAAACCUUAUAGAUGAGAGUUUUUGGAGCGAUGAGACAUUCUGCAGAGAAAACAAGCUUUGGCUAGCAUUGGCCAAGACCAGGGCAGAGAAAGCUGCUUGGGAUAAAGCAAGGGAGAUGAAGGUGAAACUUGUUACUUUAUGUCCUGGACUUCUCAUGGCACCAUCUUUCCCAAAUGCUCAUCUUGAAACUUCUAUUCCAUACCUCAAAGGAGGUCAUUUCAUGCUACGGCAAGGACUUUUAGCAACUGAAGAUGUUAGUAAAGUGGCAGAAGCACAUAUUUAUGCUUAUGAAGAUAUGGACUAUGGAGCCUAUGGAAGAUAUAUUUGCUUUGGAAAAAUAAUUGGAACAAUGGAAAAAGCCAUACAACUUGAAAAUGGCUUGAAUAUGCAUGGUCAGUUAUCUGGGGAUGAAAACCUUCUUUCAGUAGAAGUGGACAACGAUGAAAUUCCUCCCAGAAUUACUAAGUCAAAGCUCAGUAGGUUACUAUUCCGUGCGUCACAACGCCGUUCUUGCAAACGGUGAUUAGAAAACCGUUACUGUAAUUUAUAUCUCUCAUUUUGCAACGGUUUUAUGCGAAUAGCUUAAUCAAUUUUGAAUAUAAAUUGAGUUUCUGUA
This is a messenger RNA of Nicotiana attenuata, 670 nucleotides long. RefSeq names its product cinnamoyl-CoA reductase-like SNL6. The record is from RefSeq and is a predicted model, not a curated record. NCBI's taxonomy places the organism in Eukaryota, Viridiplantae, Streptophyta, Magnoliopsida, Solanales, Solanaceae. The transcript has 3 exons. The coding region runs from base 170 to 577 and encodes 135 amino acids.